UUUCAGUAAAAUUUCGCAGCUUCAAGCCGUCGGACGGAGUGUGGAGUAAUAGUGUGGUGCACUUACAGGUCGAUCGGUCCGGUGGAGCCCAAAAUGUAAAAUGUCGUAAAGGUGACAAGCGGGCGUGCGACUGUGUCUCUCUGUUUCUUUUUUUGUUAUUGUGUAUGUACGUUGUAAUUGCAAGUAAAGGACCUCAACGAAGUUUCACAGCGAGAUACAUAACAAGGCAGAGAGAAAGAAAGAAAGGGCCAGUAGUGGACAUUGUUCAACUACGCAAAGCGAAAGAGACAACAACAAUUGCAACAAUAACAGCAAUAACAACAACAACAACAGCCGCAAAGGGAAAGCUUCAACGGCUCUUGGCACUUUGGCUUGGCCUCGCUAACUGUCGCGCAUGUCGUCGUCGUUGUUGGGGUCGUUUACGGCUAGGUGAAGGUGAAGGAUAAGCAGAAGCAGAAGCAAAAGAAAAAGCUAAAGAAGCAAUUGCAACAACAUAAACAAUAAGAACAUCAACAACAACAUCAUCAUCAUCAUCAUCAUAAUCGUAACUGGGAUGUUGCUAAGGGCGCUGCUCUUGAAAUAUAAAACUACCUCCAUUAAUUGUUUAAUAAUAUAAAACCAAACAAAAAGCAACAAGCAAGCAAAGCGCACAAGGAGAAUAAUAAUAAGAAGAAUUCAUAUUAAAUUCAUACAAAAAAAAAAACAAAAGAAUCAUAUAAAGUGAAUGUGAGACAAAACAACGAAUCAACAAACAGCAAUAAUAUUUAUAAUGAUAAUAGAGUUAACAAUAAAUUAAAAUUAGCGACAUUUAAAAUUAUUAAUAAGCAUAUAUAUAUAACUCUAUACAAAUAUUGAGCCGCUCUGCCAUUGCAACUGUGCUACAAAUCAAAAUUUAAUCACAACACUUCCAACCUAAGCAGAGCAGCGACUGCGGCAAAGCAGAGCAGAGCAGCAGCAGCAGCAGCAGCAUCAGCAGAAGUGGCAGUAGCAGCGGAUCCCCCUUUGGGUGUCGUGUCGUGUCGACGGCGGCGUCGUCGUAGCCGUAGCCGUGACUGACAACAACAACGGACUGACCUGUUGUUGUCCGUUCGUGGGUCAGUUGUGUGUUGUUGCUUUCACAUUGCGCCUUGCCCGCGCCAAUAUGGCGUGCCUUAAUACACUAAAGCAAGAAAUCAAAACACUGGAGAAAAUCUUUCCGAAGAAUCACGAACGCUUUCAGAUACUCAAUUCCAGCGUGGAUGAACUCUUGUGCAGGUUUAUCGAUAAGAAUGGCAAACGCUACGAUAUACAUGCAAACAUAACGGAAACGUAUCCAUCAUCGCCGCCAGUUUGGUUUGCCGAAAGCGAAGAGACGAGCGUUACAAAUGCCGUACAAAUUCUCAGCAACACAAAUGGCCGUGAUAAUCACGUGAUUAAUCAGGUUGGCAUAUUGCUGCGUGAGCUAUGCCGUUUACACAAUGUUCCACUGCCACCCGAUAUUGAUAACUUAGCACUGCCGCUGCAAACUCCGCCACCUUCAGCUUCGCCAUUGCGCUUGGAGCGUUGUGCUGGCGGCGGUAUGGGCGGUGUGGGUGGUGCGCCGGGACCGCAUGGGAAUGAUGAGACGGAUUCCGAUCAGGAUGAGAUUGAAGAUCCCAUUGGUGAGAGUGAACAGGAGAGUGAAGGCGAUGAGGAUUUGCCACUGGAAAUGGAUGAUGUACGAAGUACAAAUAAAAAAGAUGACAUGGAAGUGGAACAUUUAGCGACUUUAGAAAGACUGCGUCAAAGUCAAAGACAAGACUAUUUAAAAGGUUCAGUUUCUGGUUCAGUGCAGGCAACAGAUCGUCUGAUGAAGGAACUACGUGAUAUAUACCGCUCGGAUGCGUUCAAAAACAACAUGUACUCGAUUGAGCUAGUUAAUGAUUCAAUCUACGAGUGGAAUAUACGUCUCAAAUCUGUGGAUCCGGACAGUCCACUGCAUAGCGAUCUGUUGCAGCUCAAGGAAAAAGAGGGCAAGGACAGCAUACUGCUCAACAUACUGUUCAAGGAGACGCAUCCAUUCGAGCCGCCCUUUGUCCGUGUUGUGCAUCCAAUCAUUUCAGGUGGCUAUGUGCUCAUCGGUGGUGCCAUUUGCAUGGAGCUGCUCACCAAACAAGGCUGGAGCUCUGCCUACACAGUCGAGGCGGUAAUUAUGCAAAUUGCCGCCACUCUGGUCAAGGGCAAGGCGCGCAUACAGUUCGGUGCUACCAAGGCGCUCACUCAAGGACAGUAUAGCUUGGCAAGAGCUCAGCAAAGCUUCAAAUCGCUAGUGCAAAUACACGAGAAGAAUGGUUGGUUCACGCCACCCAAGGAGGAUGGCUAAGGUUUGUUCUGCCGGCUGGUAGGAUGCGCUAGACUCUGACGUUUGCCAAAUGUCACACUCGCUACUCCGCACGCCCACGACUACGCCCACUCCCGCACCACCAUCCAACAACAGCAACAUGAAAAACACACCAUUGCACUCUCAACCUCAAGACCCAGUCGCUGCCAAUCAAAACUGACACAUGCAACAUUCAACAAGCAACAAGCAUCAACAGCAGGAGACAAAUAAGUAACAGCAGCUAAAAUUGCCCGCCAUCAAAUAUCAUCAGUCUCUCUUAAUAUAUAUGUAUAUAUAUUUAUAUAUAUAUAUAUAUAUUAUACACAGAUACAAAAAACUGCCUUCGUAAUAGACGUAGAGUCGCUUUAAAGUACGGUACACACACACACACACACACACACACAGAUAUAAACAGACAUAACCCCAAUUGAGAUAUAGACGUUAAAGAAAACGAAAAACUGCCUAGGAUCACAUCCUUUGUAAAUGUAAUUGUGCCCCCAUGUAAGUGUCGUAAAUGUUUUUAUAUAUAAACGUUAAAAUUGUACAGUUGGCAGCCGUAGUUGAAGUUUAAAUGCUAAUUAACAAAGUGUCGAUAGCCAUAAAGAGUAUGAGCGAAAUGUAAAGAAAGUGUCGAUAGCCAUAAGAGUAUGAGCGAAUUGUAAAGGCAAUAUAAGUAUGUAUCUAUAUGUAAUAUAAUAUAAAGUGUAAAAGUAACGGUAAUUGACACGCUCGUGGAUAGUUUGAGCUCCUUUAUAUUUUUGUACUUCGUUUUCUAUUUUAUUUUGAGUUGUAUUUUGAUUUUUGUGUGUUUGUACCUUGGGACAGAAGGCGACGCGCGUUUGAUUAUGAAAGUAAACACAACACACAUCCUCUCACACAUGCAUUCAUGUUUGUAAUUAUCUUAAGUCUCGUAAUA
Messenger RNA from Drosophila busckii, 3254 nucleotides. Its product is annotated as ubiquitin-conjugating enzyme E2 Q2. NCBI's taxonomy places the organism in Eukaryota, Metazoa, Arthropoda, Insecta, Diptera, Drosophilidae. The transcript is spliced from 9 exons. Bases 1142 to 2341 code for a protein of 399 amino acids. The record is from RefSeq and is a predicted model, not a curated record.